AUGUCUGAACAACAAGAUAUCCCUGAUUGUGAGGCAAGCACAACAGAAGAUCAUGAUAACCCUGUAGAAAACAACUGUUUCCAAGGUAAGUGUGAUGCAAGUGGGAUAUGUACUGUAAGCUGUAAUUUUAAACGUUACGGUCAGAAAUGUGACAUGCAAUGUCCCAAUUGCUUAACAACAUGUAAUCGUAAUACUGGCUUGUGUGACACCGGUUGUGUAGACGGAUAUCAUGGUAACGAUUGUUUACAGUCCUGUAACUCCAAUUGUUUAAAUAAUGAAUGUAGUCAAGUAGAUAGCAAGUGUUCCUCUGGGUGCAAACCGGGGUUCUAUGGGGAAUUUUGUCAACUUCCUUGUGGGUCAAAUUGUAACGGUAAUAGUUGUAACCCAACAACUGGAGCAUGUUCGGGAAAUUGCUUUUCUGGCAAGUAUGGUGAUUACUGUGAUUUUAAUUGUUCAGCAAACUGUUCACCCAGAACUUGCCUAAAGGUCGGCGGGGCAUGCACAACAGAAUGCGUUGCCGGAUAUCAUGGUAGUUAUUGCAGUAGGGCAUGUCCGUCGUCAUGUUCAACAAAUCAAUGUAAUAAGGAUGACGGAACGUGCAGUGGAAAUUGUCCAAACAUGAAAUUCGGUACGAGAUGCGAACUAUCGUGCAGCAGUAACUGUAAAGGCACAAAAUGUGAUAGAUCAUCCGGUAGAUGUGUGGGAGGAUGCAUAGCUGGUUACUAUGGCGAUUCCUGUGAGAAUAAUUGUACCGGAUGUGAUAAUUUAGGAUGUGAUCAAACAACGGCUGUAUGUAUAGGUAAGUGUAUUGAUGGUUUAUAUGGAAUCAAUUGUAAUAAGACUUGUAGCAUGGGUUGCUUAGGUAGUUCUUGCGAUAAACAAACGGGGAAAUGUAGUAUUUGUAAAGAGGGAUAUUAUGGGGAUACUUGUGCAAACACUUGCAGUAAAAACUGCAAGUUUUCUCGGUGCAAUCAGACAACGGGAUUGUGCUCUGUAGGGUGUGCACCUGGAAAGUUUGGACAGCUUUGUGAUAAUUCCUGUUCUGAUUGUGCCUUGUGUAAUCAAACAACGGGAACUUGUGAAGGCUGUGCUCCUGGUAAGUAUGGACUGAACUGCCAAAACAACUGUAAUGCAAACUGUGGACUGUCUCCUUCUGGGGAGAUAAUUUGUGACGGUAUAGAUGGAUAUUGCCUUAACAGCUGUAAGGAUGGAUGGUAUGGGACGUACUGUAGCAUACCCUGUAAUAAUGAAAUUCAUUGCAUCAGUUCUGCCUGUGAUCGUCUUACUGGGCGAUGUUCAGGUAACUGUGUAACGGGUUGGUAUGGUGCUACAUGUAACUUGCGAUGUAGUGACAAUUGUAAAGGCGAUUUGUUUGAUCGUGAUAGUGGUGAAUGCACAUAUAACUGCACGUCUGGUUUUUAUGGCACUCAAUGCAAAACACCUUGUGUAAUCACUUGCACAGAUUGUGACAGAUUUUUUGGAACUUGUACAAAAUGUAAACCUGGGUUUUAUGGACACAAUUGUCAAAAUCAGUGUAGUAGCCAUUGCUUGAUGGCGUCAACAGUUGGAAAUGAAGUUUGUAAUAAAUUAACUGGAAUCUGUAAUGGCGGUUGUGCAAAUGGAUGGUAUGGUCAAUCAUGCAACAAUGAGUGUUCACAGACUUGUGUCAACAGUGAAUGCGACGUGGAUUCCGGAAAAUGUUCUAAGGAAUGUGUUGUUGACAAAUACGGCAAAUACUGUGAAAAUAGUUGUACAAACUGCGCUGAAACCUCAAAGGGAAAUUGCAACCCUGGAAAUGGAAAUUGUUUGUUCGGAUGCGACGAUGGAUAUUAUGGAAAUUCUUGUACUCAAAGCUGCUAUCCUGGAUGUAAAAAUAAAAAGUGCAUUUAUUCGUCGAACAAUUGUUCAUAUGGAUGUGAAAAUGGCUUAUAUGGAUUUUCAUGCACUGAAACAUGUAGUACAAAUUGUCUAAACAAUACGUGUAAUCAAAACACAGGGUUCUGUACAUCCGGAUGCAACUCAAGUUGGUUUGGUCAAAAAUCACAGAAUCGUGUAGAACAUGAAAAAUAA
Messenger RNA from Mytilus californianus (California mussel), 2070 nucleotides. RefSeq names its product multiple epidermal growth factor-like domains protein 6. The transcript has 3 exons. The record is from RefSeq and is a predicted model, not a curated record. NCBI's taxonomy places the organism in Eukaryota, Metazoa, Mollusca, Bivalvia, Mytilida, Mytilidae. Gene Ontology annotation, molecular function: scavenger receptor activity. Bases 1 to 2070 code for a protein of 689 amino acids.